Castor canadensis (American beaver) is the source of this 2223-nucleotide messenger RNA. It is a transcript of the gene Map1lc3b, whose product is annotated as microtubule associated protein 1 light chain 3 beta. The record is from RefSeq and is a predicted model, not a curated record. Lineage: Eukaryota; Metazoa; Chordata; Mammalia; Rodentia; Castoridae.
GGCUGAGGAGAACACAAGGGAAGUCGCCGUCGCCACUGUCGGACCCGCAGCUACCGUCCCCGGGCCCUACACCAUGCCGUCGGAGAAGACCUUCAAGCAGCGCCGCACGUUCGAGCAGAGAGUAGAAGAUGUGCGUCUCAUCCGGGAGCAGCACCCCACCAAGAUCCCGGUGAUAAUAGAACGAUACAAGGGUGAGAAGCAGCUGCCCGUCCUGGACAAGACCAAGUUCCUGGUGCCUGACCAUGUCAACAUGAGCGAGCUCAUCAAGAUCAUCAGAAGGCGCUUGCAGCUCAACGCUAACCAAGCCUUCUUCCUCUUGGUGAAUGGGCACAGCAUGGUGAGUGUGUCCACACCCAUCUCGGAGGUGUACGAGAGUGAGAAGGAUGAAGAUGGAUUCCUGUACAUGGUGUACGCUUCCCAGGAGACGUUCGGAGUAAAAUUGUCCGUGUAAGACUAGAACGACAGGUCUGAAGUUUUUAAACCCUUACCAAGGAAAAAAAGGGAUGUCGCCGAGGCUGGCCAGUUCAUCUCCUCACAGGCCAUCAGAACAUCAGAACAUAGGUGUUGGCCAAAGUUGCUUUUGUAUUUCAGGCAGAAAAACUAAGCUCCACUUGAGCCCGCUCAGCUUCGGAGAACUAUGUUAUUUUAUUUAACCUAGGCCAUCUUGUUUCCAGAUUUUAGAAAUUUAAAAAUAAAAUACUUUGCAUCCUAAGUUGCCAAUAAAAUAGGACUUCAAGUUAUUUUAAUGCUGUUUUCUUCCCCAGUACUCACUUGUAAUUCGGGCAGUGCUGAGGCAUUUAGAGACACUCACUCUCUUCUCCAGGUUCACAGAACCUGUGCCUUCCCACAUGGCUUCUGGUCAGCUGGAGAAGUCUCCCUAAGGGGGUCUCUGAGCCCAAGUUGUCAAGUAGAACUGCCCUCUCCCCCCCACCUCUGGCUUUGCGUAAAACAGGGUCAGGGGUGUGCAGGAGGCUGCUCCAGGCUCCCAAUGCCUGAGAAGCAGGUGGACAGUUCGCUCAGGGCCUUCCAGGGGGCCCAGAGGAAAGCAGCACUGCUCAAUGGGAAACUGGAACCCAGAGUAAGGUGUUUUGGUCCAGCUUCUUAAAAGGCUGUCAACGGAAAUACAUUUCUUCUGGCUUGGAUUUUCUUGGUCUGGUCCUGUGUUGGUGAGGAAGCAAGCAGGUGUGUGGUAUCAUUUAGGACAUGGUGGAAGUGACAAAGCAGAGCACUGACAUUCAGGUGCGCUCCCCCUGCUGCUUGGCUUAAAGCCAUAGAUGAUACUUUAACUGUGUGACUUAAGCAUGUUAUCAAAAGGUUCUCAGGUGUGCAAGGGUAGUUCAGACAGCCGUCAGGAUUCUCCCAUUUUCUGGAAUGUCAGUGUGAAGAGAACAGCAAAAGGAGACAUGCGGUCUUGACAUUGAUGUCCAGUUAAAUAUCUUCCAUCCAGCUAGAACAAACCGCCAGUGCUUCCAGCAUGCUCCACUGCAGACUAUGUGCAGGUUAGGCAGCCUUGUGUUUGGGGGUCUAGGCAGGAACUCAGUAAGAGCCACCUCCAGUAAUCGGGGGAAGCAACACGGCAGCCUCUGCCUCAUCACUGGGAUCCCCCAUUACCUUUCCCCACUGUGCGCCUGUCCACAUGGCUUAACUUUUAAUGUGUGUAUUUUACAUUAUGUAAGUUUUCAGUGUCUUGUUUAGAUUGUAUGCCUCAGUAUAGCUCGGAUUCUUGUAUCUACAGUGUGACCAGUACGAUUCCUAUAAUAACUGCUUUUUAAAACAAAUACCAUGCUAAGGGGCACCCUUUAUUUAUAGGAUCUUUAACAAAUACAUCUUUAAUGCACUGAGUGAAUAAAGGCAUAAGAAAACUGUCACAAAAGCUGUCUCAUGGGGGUUGGCCCGGAGUCGGCCCUGCAGACUGGGGGGCAGGGAGGAGGGGAGGAGGGACGGUGGAGCAAUACCGUUCUCUCCUAGAUCAAGAUCCUGCCCCAGGUCUUGCCUGCAACAAGCUAGUCUCCUGAGGUCUGGCAGUGAGCUAGGUCAGGAGUGGAUGUGGAUAGGCCUGGUGCUGUCAGAAAAGACACCUGACAGCCUUGUGCCACACUUUGGGCUGGGAGUUACGGCCACCAUGUGGGCAGCUGCAGUUCUCAGACCAGACAAGGAGCAGCCAGGGCUAAAUUGCACUGUUCGCUCCAGGCCACCCCAUGCUGCAUGUGGGUGCCUUCUCUG